GGUUAGUUAUGACAUAGGCUGGACAUGCAGGAACGCCCUACAUAUCAUAAGAUUUAGUGGGAGUCAAUAAUAGAUAGAUCUAUCUGCAUGAAGAUCUGAUGGCAGUAACAGUGUUGAAGAAACUCUAUACUGCUGUGGUUCUUCUGGGUGUAGGUUUCAUACUGGGCUGGACUACAGGGCUGUCUGGGAUUAUCCCGGUGAAGACUGUUGAAAUUUCAGAUUCACUAUCGAAGCAAUCACAAAGUCUCCUCACUCAUCAUGAGAGCAACACUACCGGUAACUCAUCCCACUACUACAGAAGUAUUGAUAAAGAAGAGAGGAAAGUUUCAGCUUGGCUAUCUAACGUAAAUGACACAGUCACUCAUGAUUUAUCAGAAGUAUGUAACAAUCACAGGUAUGCAAUUGACUUUUUAAAACCUCGUUUUUUGAAUUGUACAAAUCUCUUUAAGGGGAGUUCAAUCGAGGUGAAUAAAAUUAAAGUUGGACAUAGAACACGAAAGUGGCCAGUUCCAUCAGAUAAUGACUUUUAUCACUAUGCCUGUAAUUGCGACUGGAUAAAGAAAGAGUUGGACCCAGGUUACUAUGUGUCUGAGCAAGAACAGCAAUUUCCACUAGCAUUUGCUUUAAGUGUACAUCAGUCACCUUAUCAGAUAUUUCGGUUUCUCAAAGUCAUCUAUAGACCUCACAAUUUGUACUGCAUUCACUAUGACAAAAAGUCCAGCGAACCAUUCAAGAAGCUGAUGGUCACCAUUGCCGACUGUCUGCCCAAUGUGAUUGUGCCCAGCAAAAUUGCCGAUGUCAUAUGGGGCUGGCAUACGAUAGUCGAUGCUCAGAUGAAUUGUAUAGAAGAUCUCUACAAGCUGCGACACACAUUUCCUUGGAAGUAUGCAAUCACUCUGUGUGGGAAAGAAGUUCCUCUGAGAACUAAUAGAGAAAUGGUUCACACUUUGAGCAAGUUGAACGGUACCUCAGCUGUAGAUGUGGAACAAAACAAGGAGUAUGAAUACGAUUAUUGGACAUACGAACAUUACUUGAAAAAUGGAUCCAUUACUCAAUCUGAACAAAGACUUGCACCCAUACCAUUUAAUCUCACCAUUUCCAAGAGCAUGGCUUAUUUUGGACUCUCAAAAACCUUUGUUCAAUUUCUGCUACACAGUGAUAUGGUCGCCAAGUUUCGGGGAUUCAUGGAUCACACUAAGAUACCGGACGAGCACUUUAUAGCAACUCUAUUCAAUAUGACAGGUGUACCUGGUGGAAAAAAUGAAAAUUACUCAAUGCUAAUACCCACCACCUCUUCGUAUAUAUGGCUAGUUGAUCUACAGCAAACAUGGCAGAGAUAUUGCCAUGGAAACAAUGUACACAGCGUUUGUAUCAUAUCCAGUGGCGACCUACAUCGACUGGACUAUAUGUACGACCCUAAGAAAGAUCACCAGACGUUCUUCCACAACAAGUUCUUCAUUGAGAGUGAUCGGGCGGUGAUGGACUGUGCUGAGGAAGAGCUCCUCAGGAGAAACAGAGAAGAGUGUUUGACUGACAUGUACAAUUGAUUUAUUUUAUACUCUUUUUUUAAUUUUUUUUCUACAGCAAAUACAUGCUUGAGCUAUGCUAAGCGAAAAUUAAUCUUGAUGGACACA
Molecule: messenger RNA, 1634 nt
Organism: Halichondria panicea
Lineage: Eukaryota; Metazoa; Porifera; Demospongiae; Suberitida; Halichondriidae
Product: beta-1,3-galactosyl-O-glycosyl-glycoprotein beta-1,6-N-acetylglucosaminyltransferase 4-like
Exons: 3
Coding region: 99-1547 (482 amino acids)
Cellular component (GO): membrane
Molecular function (GO): acetylglucosaminyltransferase activity
Source: RefSeq, a predicted model, not a curated record